Messenger RNA from Fusarium venenatum, 1953 nucleotides. RefSeq lists its product as uncharacterized. Lineage: Eukaryota; Fungi; Ascomycota; Sordariomycetes; Hypocreales; Nectriaceae. Gene Ontology annotation, cellular component: nucleus. The record is from RefSeq and is a predicted model, not a curated record. Gene Ontology annotation, molecular function: zinc ion binding; DNA-binding transcription factor activity, RNA polymerase II-specific. Gene Ontology annotation, biological process: regulation of DNA-templated transcription.
AUGUCAUCUCAUUCCGAAUCUUCCGUGCGACGUGCUUGUGAGAGCUGUCGACGCAAAAAGACAAAAUGUACUGGUGAAAGACCUAUAUGUUCUUUCUGUGAGCGUUUGCAGCAGGACUGCGUCUACUUGCCGAGGAAUAGAGAGACUGUUAAGAGAAAGAGGAGGACAUCUAGAGCUGACCGAGUUGUCAAUUUCCGAGAGGAUGCUGAAGGGAUAAAUGGGCUUCUCGGACCGCAUGCCGCCUCGUCAAGUACUGGCUCGGCAUUGACACCCGACUCAUUACCAAGACAGAGGAACAGGACAAAUUCCACUAUAGAAAGAACCUCAAGACGCAUCAACAGGAUAAACAUUCACGAAGAACCCACAGCAUCCUGGUCUUCUCUACCAGAAGUAAGCCCAUCGUCAGCUUCAAUUGACAAUGCAGUACAAGAAUACCGAAGACGGCUAUACUUCCAACCACUACCUCUCUUCGAUCCUCAAGGUCUAAGAGAACGCAUCGAGAGAUUUCCCAUGUUUUUACAAUGGAUCUUUCUCGCACUUGCCCUUUCUAAUCUUCCGUAUGAUGCGAGCAGCGCCAAGGAAGCUGACCUUAUCCAUUCGCAUGCGAGAGCUGCGCGGGAUAUAGUAUUAGAACUCGCUAUGAGAGGAACAGCUCAGUUGGAAAUCUCACAAGCGCUGUGUUUACUCGCUCUAGGCGAUAUACUUGAAGGAAGACCAGCGCUCGCGCUGAUGACGAUAGGAGCAGUCGGAAGACUUGAACUCGUCCGCGGAGCAUGUUACUCCGACUCCCCCAGCGACUCCAGUCUCCGAUGUUACUGGAGCGUCUUCAUUCUAGAAAAAGGCUUCACACCUCGUUUCACACUUCUAUCCCAAACACACUCCAAACCAGAAUAUCCUCGCAGCGCCCGUGAGCCUUCACCACCAGCAUACAUAGGCGAUGAAGAGUACGCGCCAGACUUAGUCACCAUCCGGGAUGACCUAAGAACAGAUCCUGGAAUCACUUCACAUGCUGUACGCGCGGUAUCUUUCUGCGGAGACGUCAUAUCAUAUCUCCAUGCUCUGCGUAUAGGAAAGGCGGAUAAUCCUGCUGACACAAACUCCAACUUUUACCAAUUGACCAAUACACUUUAUGAUCUAGAGUCAAGGCUUGGACAUAUACAUUUUGUUCGCAAUGUGGGCUUUUCGGAAAGAACGUCAGAGGAGUUUGAGAGACAUAGGGAAUACUGGGCGCCUUGGUUAUUGUUCCAGAUAACGGCGCAUGCGACGCAGGCGUUGUUGAAUCACCCAUUUAUUCACCUUGUUACAUUGCGACGAGCGAACCGACCAUCGCAACCUCGGCUGUUUCUUCAGCAGACGGUUGAUCAAGCCAUGUUUCAUUCAGCGUGGGUUACGAGGCUGGUUCAAACGUGUAUGGAUCGAGGAUUAAUGGUUUACGAUCCGUUAAUCGGGGAUCUAGUAGCUGCGACAGCUACAAUCCCGUGGUUAUUCCAAUACGCUCGUGAUACAAAAGUCUCAGAAACAUCAAAGGAAAACUAUAGGAAAUGCAUCGAUUUUCUAGAGAGUAUGCCAGAUCCUUCUCCAAGAAGUAUACAAAAGCGAGAACUUCUACAUCAGUUGCAAAGUAUGUCCAGUCAAGCUCACGAUAACAACAUGAUAAGUUUCCAGCCUUCAAAGAUCUGGCAGCUUAUUGACUCGGAUAUAAUGGACGCGGUAGCUCCACAGCCGACGAUGGGGGAAGCGAUGGGUAAUCAGGCUGAUGCGUCCAAGACGACUGUAAGUGUGCAGACGACUUUUGUGCAUCCUGUUGGUGAGAGGAGGACGGAGCAGCGGCAGACUAAUAUGGCUGAGACUCUUGUGGGCGCGGGGGAUUUAUAUGAAGGCUUGGAGCAGUAUUCUUUGGAUAGUAUAUUUUCGCAACCUAUGUUUAUUGACCAUGCGUGGUUGCAUGUAUAG